AUAAUAAAAAGAGAUAAUGAAAUGUUAUUUUUUUUAGUCUGGAGGAAUGUUUUUAUUUAUUGUGAAAUCAAAAGACAUAUGGAUUUAUUUAAAAAAUAUAAUAGAGUAAAAAUUGAAAAAGAAGAGCAUCUUUUGCAUCAUCCAUAUAGAGAAUAUAUUUCAACAGUAUAUUAUAAUUUUGAUGCACCAAUUUCAAACUAUAUAAUCCCAAAAAGUGUUAUCAAGAUCGAAUUCUCUGAAAAAUUUAAAAGAGAAAUUAGUCCUGGUAAUUUAAUCGGUACAAAUGUUAAAGAGUUAACUCUUAGUUUGGAUGGAUUUAAAGACUGUCUUUGUGGAAUUAUACCGGCAUCAGUUACAUCUUUGGAGCUUAGAGACUACAACAAAGAGUUUGAAAAAUACGCAAUACCCCCAAGCGUUAAAGAGUUGUUUCUUUGGGAUUACAAUGAACAAAUUCAAGACGAAAAUAAUGAAAUCUUACCAGAAUCAAUUAAUACUCUGGGAUUAGGCCGAUACACUCACCCAUUGCUAGAGUUACCACGCAGUAUUACAAGUUUAAGUAUAUCGCUUCCCUAUAAUAAACAAUUGCCAGCAUUAGAAAUUCCUGCAAAUAUUUGCACAUUAAAGCUUCGAGAAUUCAAAUCACCUCUUAGAGCAAAUGAUCUUCCACCAACAGUCACCGAGCUUGAUGUUGGUGAUCACUAUAACCACCCUAUCUUGGCCAACUCAAUUCCACUCUCAAUUAGAAAAAUCACCUUUGGUUUAUUAUUUGAACAACAAAUACAUAUCAACACCAUUCCUCCAUCGGUUCAAAUACUCUCAUUCAGAAAUAAAAAGAUGAAAUCACUUGUAUCAAAAAAU
Molecule: messenger RNA, 858 nt
Organism: Dictyostelium purpureum
Lineage: Eukaryota; Evosea; Eumycetozoa; Dictyosteliales; Dictyosteliaceae
Exons: 2
Source: RefSeq, a predicted model, not a curated record